AUGACGGCGUGGUGGUGCUGGGGCUUCCGCGACGUGAGCAGGCCACUGCAGGUCGUCCGCCGGUUCCUCCUCGGCGGCCGCGACGGCCCGCUGCCCGUCCGCGACCCCUGCGUCAUGGCCCCGCGGACGCAGCCGCUGCCGCAGCUCCCGGACGGGCCCUGCCACCUCCUCGCCUUCAACUACUACUGCGACAGGCCGGCGACGGCGGCGCUGUCGGGCUUCGCGAGCCGCGCCAGGAGGGUGCGCAAGCUGAGGAAGACGACCACGCCCCCGGACGUCCUGGAGGGCGCCGAGUCCGGCGCUGUCGUCCUGGGCCGGACGGUCGCCAACGCCGCCGCCUACAACGCUUCGACGGCGGCCACGACCGCAGCGACGACGGCAGCCGCCAGCGAGGCCACCACGACCGCCACCCUCUCGUCGACGACAGCGUCUCCACCGCGGGAAGCCACCUCCACGGUGAGCAGCCCGCCCGCUAGUCCAACCACACUCCGGGCCAAGACGACGACCACCACCACAGCGGCCGCGCCCACCAGCUCUACCACCACCGACUCCCCCAGCACGACCUCGGCGCCGGCGUCGAGCACCGUGCCAUACCGAGGCCGCGGCAAGUUUCGCUUGACAACCACGUCCACGGAGGUGCCCGACGUGGAGCACGACGCGGCGGGGGCGGUGGUCAUGACGGACUCGCUGUACAACCACUUCCGGCCGCUGCAGCGGGAGCUCCCCGACAACGACCACCUCACGCCGUUUCUCGAGUUCGGCCGCAAGAUUCCAUCCGACCCGACGCGGUCGCCGGUCUCGGCCGGCUCACCGGGGACGAACUUGAUCGUGGAGUCGACCACGUGGGGGCGGUCCGUGCUGCGAAGGGUGUCGCCGGCGCCGUCCAGCGCCGCCCCGGUGGACAGGAAGGGCAGGAAGACGGAGGAGGAGGAGACCCACGAGGAGAUGGACGUGGGCUUCGACAGGCAGGUCGUGGAGAAGAACAAGCUGGCGACGCGGCGGAGGGACUCGGCGCGCACCAUAGAGAACCUCGUCAUCCUGGGCUCUGGCGGUGCCGGCUCGACGCCCACCUCGGUCAAGAAGGCGGCGCGGCGGAAGUUCGUCGUGACGAGGAAGACGCUGCUCAGCAACGCGACGGAAGCCCCGGCGAACGUGACGCACUUGGAACCCGUGGCCUCCGUGUGGACCACCACGCUGUCGCCGCCCAGGGCCUCGGCAUCUAGGACGUCGCCCACGACUGAGGUGCCGCCCGUGUCGACCAGCACGCCGUCGUCGCCCAGGACCUCCACCACGACCGAAUCGCCCUCCGCGUCCACGUCAGCCCCGCAGACCGAGUGGGCCGCGCCGAGCGGCGUCGACGUGCAGCCCGAAGAGAGAACGCCGUCACCAGCUGCGGCCACGGUGCCCAGACGCACGCUGGAGAUGACCCCCUCCAAGGAGGCCAUGAUGAACAAGGCGCAGCAGCGAGGGCGGACGGCCCAGCUCGACGUGCACCGCAUGGUUCAGGAGUUACGAGAAGUCCACGAAGUCCACGAACCAGUGCAGCAGAGCAGCAUGCCCUUGCUGCAGAGCGCGCGCCCGGACACUGCGAACAUGCGCGAGGAAGUAAAGUCCACGCCGAGCAGCGAGCCUCCGCCAGUCCAGGACGUGCCCGACGUGUCCACCGUGGCUGCCUCCGGCCCCGCCACCGGCCCCGCCGCGGACAACACCACCGACGCGUACGUACUGCGGCGCUUCGAGGAGCCGUCCGGGGGCACGCCGCCCACCGAGCUGGGCUUCAUCAAGCCGCCCAAGUCCCAGAUCCCGUACGCCUUCGUCGUGGGCCGCUCCUCCAGCGCCGACGACGUGGACGUCAUGGAGCCCCUGGUUGGGCCUCGACUCGCCAACGUGGCGUACGAGACGCCGGCGCGCGCCGAACACCGGCCCGAGGUCGUGGAGGCCGUGGUUACGUCCGUGUCCGUCAAGCAGCCUUCGCCGUCAGCCACCCCGGCCGCGCCCGCCACCCCCACGACGCCGGGCCCAGCGGAGGAGCAGGUCUCCCUCGCUUCACCGGUCUCGACGGAAAACCUGCAGGACGUGAUCAAGAUCUUCUUCAACAACACAGCCCCGCCCUCUCCGGCGCCGCCGCCCACCGAAGCGCCUCCACCCGUGCUGCCGCUCGUCCUGGAGGAGAAGCCCGCGCGCACCGUGGUGACCAACACCAGCGAGGUGAGCGUGGUGCUGCCGUCGUCCACAAGCACGUCACCACCCAUUACGACGACCAUGACGUCGACGGCGUCGCCGCGGCCUCUGCGGUACCGAUCGACGACCACCACUGUGGGCCCCACGCCCACGCGCUUCCGAUCAACGACGCCUCAGCUCGACACGGCCCUCUUCACGACCUCGACGACUUCCACGACGACCGCGGCGCCGCCGUCCACAGCUGCUGCAGUCAGUGAAGUCGCGGCUCCGGCCUCUACCACAGCCUCCACCACGACUUCUACGACAACCUCCACAACCACCACCACCACCACGACCCCCUCUCCAGAGGCAGAGUCGCCCACGCCGUUCAUCAUCCACGUGCUGCCUUCGGAGGGCACGGCAGUGGAGGCCAAACCCCGCGCCAUCUGGACCGACACGACGACGUCCACUACGACAACCACAACCACGUCGACGACGCCUUCGCCCCCCACGGAACCCUCGCCGCUGUACUCAUCGACCACAACCACCACGCCAGCUCCGUCGUCUACGACCACAACUACAACAACCACCACGUCAACCACCACCACCACACCGCCAACCCCGGUGGAAGUGACGGAGGAGGUGGUCGUGGCGGCGGCGGCACCGAAGCUGGACUCGCAGCCCGCGUCGCCGCCGCAGCCGCCGCGCUCCAACCCGCCGGUGCCAGUGUCGGCCGAAAGCAUCCGCCUGCGCUCCAACAAGCAGCGACCCAUCCCCGUCCCCAAGGAGGUGUUCAAGACCAUGACGACGGUGGCGCCCUCGGCGGCGCAGCCCGCAGACGAUGCCGACAUAACGGUGCUGCCGUUCACGUCGAGCUCCACGACGUCGACCACCACGUCGACCACCACCACGGAGGCGCCGAGGCCCGUGUUCCAGCAGCCUCGGCCCAGCAUCACGCCCGUGCAGAAGGGCCAGCUGGGCCGCGGCCAGGCGGGCCAGGGCCGUGGCCGCGGCCAGGACGGCGCGGCGCCGUCGGACUCCGACCCGCUGCUGCUCGGCGCCAAGGGUCGGGGCCGCGCCGUGUCCAAGCAGGACUUCGCCCUCAUGGACCAGGACGCCAAGAGGGUGCCCACGGAGCGCGAGCUCGGCGUCGUGCCGCCGGGCAUCGGCGUGCUCACGUACGUGCUGCUCGCCCUCGGCGUCGUGCCCCUCGCGCUGGCCGGGGUGUGCACCGCGCGCUACUUCAUCAACCGCAGGAAGAAGGUGCUCGACGAGUCCGACUCGUCGUCCGAGCUCAGCUGCCACCGAAGGGCUCGCGUCGGCCGGACCGACGCCGCCCCCACUGCCAAGCUGCCCAGGCCGCUGCCGCACCUGCCCACGCCGCCCACGCCGCCUAAGGCCUGGGAGGACAGCGACCUGGAGCGGGAGCCGCGUGACCAGAAGGACCAGCCGCGGGACCGCGACUGGGACCGGGACCGCGUGCUGCAGAUGCCCGCGCCCACGCGCUGGGAGUUCCCGCGGGACAAGCUGAGGCUGCAGACGCUGCUCGGCCAGGGCAACUUCGGACAGGUGUGGAAGGCGGAGGCGGACGACAUCAGCGGCCACCACGGACUGACUCGCCUCGUGGCCGUCAAGACCGUCAAGGAGGGCGCCUCGGUGCGCGAGCGCGAAGACCUGCUGCAGGAGCUGGGCAUCAUGCAGCAGCUCGGCGCGCACCCCAACGUCGUCACCUUGCUGGGCUGCUGCACGGAGAAGGAGCCAUUCCUGCUCAUCAUGGAGUACGUCAUGUACGGCAAGCUGCUGGCCUUCCUCCGUGACCACCGCACGCGGCAGGACUACUACAACUUCUCCGAGGACUCGGACGCGCUCACGUCCAGGGACUUGACGGUGUUCGCCUUCUGCGUGGCGCGCGGCAUGGAGUACCUCGCGUCCAAAGGCGUGAUCCACCGCGACCUGGCUGCCCGCAACGUGCUCGUGGACCACAACAAGCUGUGCAAGAUCGCCGACUUCGGCAUGUCGAGGAGCGUCCGCGACUCCGGCUGCGGCCAGGUGUACGAGCAGCGCGAGAACAAGGGGGCCUUGCCCAUUCGGUGGAUGGCGCCGGAGUCCCUCAUCUACAGCGUGUUCACACACAAGAGCGACGUGUGGAGCUUCGGCAUCCUCAUGUGGGAGAUCGUGACGCUCGGCUCCACCCCGUACCCCACGAUGGGCGCGCGCGAGGUGCUGCGUCGCGUGCGCGACGGCUACCGCCUGGAGCGGCCCGCGCACUGCCGUCCCGAGCUGUUCCGCAUCGUGCUGCGGUGCUGGCACGCCGACCCCGCCAAGAGGCCCGACUUCGCCGAGCUGCGCCGCGCCCUGGCCGACCUGCUGGAGGACGGCGUGCGGGCCGGCUCCUACGUGGACCUGGAGGGCUUCGCCAUGGACUCGAAGGCGGGCAACGCGGGCAACGCGGUGGGCGGCGUGUGUCGCGAGGACGGUCGCGGGGGCGGGGGGUCGUCCGCACCCGUGAUGCUCAACCCCCUCGGGAACGCCUUGAGGGACGAGGCGGACGUAUGACCCCUGUGUUCCCUGUGCGGCCCCAGUCAUCCUCACCCGGUUUUAGUCAUUAUUUUAAUUUUGGUAGGAGUGCGCUGCGAUGCGAGAUUGGCCUCAAGGUUGGCCUCCCUGCCCAGAAGGGAGGGAAACAUGCGAGGGCUGGUUUGACUCGCCCCUUUCGUUGUUUGGGAAUGUGUUUCAUUGUGUCUGUGUGGACUGUUGAGACGGGUGAUAACCAUGCCUUUUUUUUUACGAUUGUAGAAUAGUCUAGAGACAAUCUAAAGUCAUGACGAUUCAAGAGACAUCAAUAUAAUGUCAUCCAAAUGCUCCCACAAAAUCAAGACACUGUAACUUAAUGACAUGGGCUCCCAAUAUUUUGUCAUUGGGGACCAUUUUUAUGAUAGUUGAAAUCAUGUUGAUGUGAUCUAGACUUGUCAAGACUUCUGAUCUUCCUUCAUUAAUAUGAAUAGAUAACAAGAAUUCAGCAGUGAUAGAAGUAGGAGCGGCAACGCAAAUAAAUUGUUCUGUCAUCAUGAUUGCAGUCAAAUGUCUUCCUGAAAUCUAGAUAUAUUGCCAUUUCUAUACCUUGUAUUUUUUACUUUUCUGUUUCCAUAACAUAGCAGUUAGUUUGACAGGACAAAUCGUCACUAGUUUCCUUUAGCUGUGGUUUGAAGGCCAGUAGGUGUGUGCACGCAAAUGUGCAAAUAAAAUUAACUAAAGACCAAAGAUUUAAAAAAAGAUGAAUUUGUCCAACAAGUGCACUUCUUUACCCUCUUGUAUUUAAGUGCCCAAACUUUUGUGAACAAGUUUUUGUGUACAUAAAUUGUUGAUAGAAUGGUAACUUGUUUCAUUGUGUAUCAUAGAUUUGCCCUUUCAGUAGUACUCUACUGUAUAUGUCCAUAAAUAUUGUAUAGUUGUAUCAUGCAGAAAUUGAACAUGGAUGUUACUUUAUGUACAGAGAUUGAUAUGUCAAUAAGUUGUUGUGUAAAUAUGAACAUUGCAUUUAAAGUAAUAUUGCAUGCCAAAAGUGAGAUGAAUUUAUUGAGACUGAACUGAUGUGACUUGACUAUUUAAAGAAAAGCUGUGUCACACUAUUUUUGUUGACUUCAAAAUUACUCAGAAUUGACAAUCUGCUCUCAAGUGAAAAUAUAGCUGUUUUUAUUAUUUUGUCUUUUUGUACUUGUCUGCUUUUACUAUGUUUUGUACUUAUUUUGAUUAUCUGGACUAAACGUAUAUAGAACUAACUACUAGAACUCUGUGCAAAAAUUGUUGUGACACAACUAGGUCGUUUGUAUUCUGUUGAUACAAAAUAAAGAGAAAUUGUUCGUA
Molecule: messenger RNA, 6024 nt
Organism: Thrips palmi
Lineage: Eukaryota; Metazoa; Arthropoda; Insecta; Thysanoptera; Thripidae
Product: mucin-2-like
Exons: 9
Coding region: 1-4716 (1571 amino acids)
Biological process (GO): ATP synthesis coupled electron transport; positive regulation of kinase activity; cell surface receptor protein tyrosine kinase signaling pathway
Cellular component (GO): mitochondrial inner membrane; signaling receptor complex
Molecular function (GO): transmembrane receptor protein tyrosine kinase activity; ATP binding
Source: RefSeq, a predicted model, not a curated record